Messenger RNA from Paramisgurnus dabryanus, 1458 nucleotides. It is a transcript of the gene bloc1s4, whose product is annotated as biogenesis of lysosomal organelles complex-1, subunit 4, cappuccino. Lineage: Eukaryota; Metazoa; Chordata; Actinopteri; Cypriniformes; Cobitidae. The record is from RefSeq and is a predicted model, not a curated record. Gene Ontology annotation, cellular component: BLOC-1 complex.
GCCUGCGUUUACUUCCAUAUAAACAAGAAAAGUCUUUGCAGUCGCUGAGGAGGAGAGAAACAUGGAGUAUCGUUUUGACAGGCCAGCGGUGGUGCUGUCACCGCUGGAGGAGUCCAGUGCGGAGGUGAGCAGAGACAGCGGUAUCGUGUCGCAGAGCGCCAGCAGCUUGUCUAUGCUAAGUGAAGCCCUGAGCAGCGGUACAGUGUCACAGAGCCCGAGCUUCGGAGCUGCGGUGGCCCAGAGCCCGAGCUCAGCCGCGGGAGAAGGUCGGGAUCAGAGCGAGCCGGAGCAAGCACAGGACGACGAGCUCCUGAGACACACAGCCAUCGCCUACUCCUCGUAUAUCAGAGCCAAUGCUGAAGAGGAGGCGCUAUGCUUGGAGAAAAGUCUGGAGGAAAUGCUAACGAGAGUUGAUGAGUUUGUUGGGAUGCUUGAUAUGAUUCGAAAUGACACCUCUCAGGUCGUAAAUGAGAACCUACCACAGAUUCAAAGAAAAUCUGAAGAGAUGAGAGAGAUUUACAGAAAAAUCGACAAACUUGAGGCAUUUGUCAAAAUGGUUGGAGUCAAUGUUAAUGCGAUGGAAGAACAAGUAACCCAAGUUGAAGGUGAAGUUGGAACGUUACCCGGUGCCUUCAAAAAGAUCUUUCGCACAAUGAGCAUGCCAGGAUUUUUAAAUAAACCUGCUAGUCCAAAGCGGCAAUCACAAAGGCAACAAGAGCUUCCUAGUGUAUUUAGGACGGAAGAUUAUUUUAAACCUCAGUCUGAGCAGUAAAAGAGAGACUCUUUAUAAAGCACUUAUCAACGCCAACAUCAGCAGUGCUGCCUGCUUUCAGAUGCACCCAGCUGGGAUCACAAACACAAACAUUUCACAGUCACUUUAUCGUCAGAUUAUUCAAAUGAAUCCUGAUCAAUGCCAAGUGUUAUUUUAGUAGUCUGUUUAAUGGCAGCUAGUUUUAUAACCAACAGAAGCUUUGGUUUUUAUUUUAUUUUGUUCAAAGUGCCUCCAAGAAGUCUGACAAUGUUUCUAAAAUGAGAAAGCAUGCUUGUGAAUGUCAGAACAUUAGUUGAAAUGUUUUGAUGUUUUUUUUACACAAACUUGUAUAUAGAUUUAAAACGUUAUAAUUUUUUGCCCUUGAUCUUUUCUUCCAAUGCUUGAUAUCUUUUUGCACUACUUUCACUGUUGCUUUAAUGAUCUAUUUAUCUUAAUAAGGUCUAAUAUCAGUGUCUGGCACAUGAUAUUUAAUUAUUAAUAUAACCUGUGUAAACUACUCUGGGUUAUUAUUACAGUAUAGCAUUUAGUGACACUUCUCAGCCAAACAAUGUCAUCACAACAAAUCUUGUUGGCCGUGGACAAUUUACUUUUAUACCUAAUGUCCACUGACAACUAUAUGAUGAUGAUACAUGAUGAUGAUAUUUGUGACAAAUGAUUGAUUGUUUGUAAUAAAUUUCAUAAAGUGG